AUGUGCGACUUUGACGGCGCGUCCAAGGCCGCCUUCGACGGCGAACCUUUCACACUCGACUCAGAGACGGGAUACCGGACGAGUGCGGGGCGCUCGAGCGGCGCAAGCGGGUGCUGGUUUGUUGGCACCGGGGUCACAAUCGAGGGUCGGGGGAUCUGGAAGCCGAACACGCCUGAGCCGCAUGAUCCCCCGGAUCCCGUACACGCGUUUCUCUACCAGACGAACCAGGAGUUCCGGACUGUCCUUGAUACAGAGAACUUCUUUAACGUUUCGGCGGAUAACACUACCCUGCUGGACACCCGUGGCAAGGAACUCAGGUCGUAUGAGCUGCGCUUCACGAUUACGCCCGACUCGCAGCUCGAGUUCCACAACAUGACAGUUGAUGUACCGGUGCGCACCCAAGCACCGAACCGAGAAGCCCUAGAGAAGCAAGCCGUCUACGUUCCAGUAAUCCAAGAUGGAAAUGUGAACCCCACCAUGUCGCUCGGCUUCACGACAAAGUCUGACCAGUUUCGGGAUAUGUGGGCGAAGCGGACCAAUUCGACAACGGCGCCGUCGCCUUAUGAUUCGACCGUGCCCCGUUUCGUGCAGCCAAGCGGGGCGCAACAGCCGGCGUCGCAGGCGGCUCAAUCGCCUCAGACGCCGGACCAGUCGCAGGAGUCCACCGCUGGAGAGAACCAGGAGCCUCAGGCCUCCGAGCAGGCGCAGCCCAAUGACUCGCCCAAUCAGCCGAAUCGAUCAGAACAGCCUGCCUCAAGCAGAGCCCAAGCCGCGACGAGUGCGGCGCAGCCUCAGUCGUCCCAGCAGGAAUCUUCACAGGGAAGCCCCGGCGCGGAACAGCAGCCGACCCAAAGCCGUCAGCAGCAAUCACCGAAGAGCGCAGGGCAACAGACCCCGAAGUCAUCAGCCGGUCAAUCACUAAGCCAGCCAGCGGCCCCGGCGGCAUCAUCCAGCCAUGCGCUCCCGCAAGCCGACAACGACGGCAUGGUAAUCGACUGGACGCAGGUCGGCCGCCGUGACGAUCACAGUCGCCACACCAAGCGGCUCGACAUCCCGCACGAGAUCGUGGACAACGUCCUCAUGCUCAAGAACGGGACCGAGCUGUCGUACAAGGUGCCCAUCUCCACGACACUGAUCCGCGUCUACGGUCCCGUGGGCAUGAAUCGGACAGCGUACGGGAGCCAAUGUUAUGCCGACCUGGACCCCGUGCCGAGCUGGUGGGUCAAUGGGAGCUUUCCGCUCAGCGCGUCGCAAAAGGCCAUGAGGGAGGAUAACCGCACCCUGUUCCUUCUCCCUGUCGAUCCGGACGUGAGGACGACGGUGCGCGUGGGACCGCUCGGACUGGACGCAACCUGCUACGUCUCCGGCUUUUCAAGUUAUCCCUUCCAUUACAACUACACGCUCCCCGACCUGGUUGCGAUAAACGGCACGGCGGCCAAUAAGACCGUACCCCCGACCAUCAUGCAGUCCUCCGACCUGCCCGUAGCCACUGGUGCCAACAGUGCCAGUGCCAGCUCCAGAAGCAACAAAACGGGCAUGAUCGUCGGCGUCGUCGUCGGUGUCGUGGGCGGUCUCAUUCUCCUCGCGCUCUUGGCGUGGUUCUGCCUCCGCCGCCGCAAAUCCGACGAACCAGACGACAUAGACCCAUACCUCAUCUCCGAGAAGGAUCUGUACCGCAACGCGUCCUGGGCGCCUGAGGGGAACGAUCAUCCCCCUCCUGCACCUGUUUCGAGUGGGGGCGAGAAUCGGCCACGCGGCCCCCGCGUCGUGCAAGAGGAGGACGCAGACGAUGUGGUGGAGUAUCUCCCGCCCCGCUAUCGGGAGCGCACACUGCCAACUACGCCCGAGCCGGCAUCUACCCCGCCGCUGUCGACCCCAGACCUGGGCAGCAGCCACGAGAACUCGACCUUCCUUCCGGUUCCCGAGGGGGUUGGAGGGCCGACACUGAAGGAGGAGUACAUGAAGAACAUGGGCAUUGCGCCCGGUGCCCUCGAGAGUCCCUCGGACAAGCGGGCACCGACGCACAGCUCUUCAGAGUCAGAGCAGGGAACGCCGCUCCGGAAGAGGGCGUAUGGGAGAUUGUUCGGAUCGGGGCCGCCAUCGGAGGCGGGGCCGUCGCAGACCAAGGACUGGAAAGAUGACGUGAAGGAUAGGGAAGGGCUGCCCUCGUGA
This is a messenger RNA of Trichosporon asahii var. asahii CBS 2479, 2172 nucleotides long. RefSeq lists its product as uncharacterized. NCBI's taxonomy places the organism in Eukaryota, Fungi, Basidiomycota, Tremellomycetes, Trichosporonales, Trichosporonaceae. The transcript is spliced from 3 exons. The record is from RefSeq and is a predicted model, not a curated record. The coding region runs from base 1 to 2172 and encodes 723 amino acids.